This is a messenger RNA of Phyllotreta striolata, 1805 nucleotides long. NCBI's taxonomy places the organism in Eukaryota, Metazoa, Arthropoda, Insecta, Coleoptera, Chrysomelidae. The record is from the annotation of a GenBank genome assembly.
AUGAAACCCCUGUUAAUUAGUUUCGUCGUGGCGUUGGUUUUAAUUGGCGCAGCAGAGUGUAUAUCGGACGAAAUAAAGGCCAAAUUAAUGGAGAUCCAAAAGGAAUGCAUGUCAGAAAGUGGAAUUACAGAUGUGGUAAUAAGGCAAGCUUUGCAAGGCGAUGAACUUACCGCCGAAAUGCAAGUAAAUGCGAAAUCGCACGCCUUCUGUUUCGCUAAGAAAUUAGGAAUUAUGAAUGAUGACGGUACCUUUAAUACAGAGGCUUUCAUGCUUCAUCAUUGGUCACUAAGAGAACUAACUAACGCGUGCAUUUCAUAGGUCGACUACAUCAUCAAACUGUUUCUUAUAUUAAAUUGGUAAAAAAUUACAACAUCUCUUUAAAUCAAAAUCAACGUUAUUUAUUCUUAAAUCAAUCUAUCCAUUCAUCCAUUAUCCAUAAUAAUUAACACGACCUUAUUUCAUUGUAAAUGCGACACAUCACAUGCAAUAUCUUGUAAACCCAUUCUAAUUUAGAAAGGUAUUACAGGAUAUUCCAAUACAAUGGAAUUAUCGAUUGAUUCUACAUUGUGAGCUUUAAAUAAAAUAAUUCAAUCGACCAUGAAUUACAGGUUCUCCUAGAACGCAUUAUUUAUUACUGAAUAUUUAAAAAUCUGGAGUUUGAAAUGGUUUUAAUGUUAAUGGUUUAAUAUUAAUGUUUAUACAUUUUUUAGUUAUUUCACUGUAGUUUAAUAAUGGUAGUACAUUUUAUCAUAAUGCACGUAUUAAUUCGGGCUAAAUUAUUGCAUCGAAUUUCAGGUUUGAAAUAUAGUAGUAGAUAUCUAAUAAAAACAUUUUUUACCAAAAAAAUCUGCUAUUUGUCCAUCAAUUGUCACAUUUACAAUUUUUUUCUACAUAGCUACUAUUUAGUAUACCUUCCACAUACACCGUGCUUCAUUCGCGAUUGCAACAAGGGCAUUUAUAAGAAUCGAACAAAGAAAGAUUAUUAAAAUAACAGUUGUCAGAGUGAAAAGUUGCAAUGACAUAAUAUCACACUUUCAUUUUUCUUUAUAAGUUGUCACCCAUAGCCUAUGUUGCAAUGAAAAAUAUUCUAUUGUAAAUAUGUAGAUAUUUAAAACUAUAAUUUUGAACAUCCUACAUAAUUUAAGCCUAGUUGUGUUUAUUUUCAUUCUCUUAUUAGAAUCUCCGUUUUAUUCGUUAAUUGAAAAUAAAUCUUUCCUUUCACAUUGAAAUCAUCUGAGUGGUUAUCAAUGUAUUUUCUUCAAAAUCCCUAAUUUGGGUUUAAAGGAUUCCGACAAAGAAACAAAUUGAAAACCUACUUUUUUCUGUUAUAUCAAGACAAUCUAGAUAAAAAAAUGGAAACUUUUGGUCUUUUCUUUUCUCUUGAGAAAUCAAAGAGAGAAAUCGCUUGCCACUCACCGAAGCUUGCGAUACAAUCCAAAGACGGGCCAGAUUUCUGUGCCGAGUCCAUUCGAACGAAAAAUUGGCAGCUUGUUUCACGGUGAUAAGGGUUAUAAAAAUAUCUCAAGCAGAAUCUCAACUUUACCGUUGUUUUAAAAAAUACGUUAUGUAUACGUUUUUACCUCAUUUAUAAAAUGCAUAGUACCAAACACUCUUCAACAAUAGAUUCAAAACAUGUGGUUUCCCAUUAAUAGUGGAUAUUGACCGAAUUUCGUAUCAAAUUGAGCAUCGAUGAAGUUUCUGCUCUAUUUACAAUAUUAACAUAUAAUUCACUGGUAUUAAGCGUAUUUGAAUAGCUUUGUGCAUAAUUAAUUUCGAUACAAAACGCUCCGUAAAAUGAAUUUGGC